Molecule: messenger RNA, 1956 nt
Organism: Lampris incognitus (smalleye Pacific opah)
Lineage: Eukaryota; Metazoa; Chordata; Actinopteri; Lampriformes; Lampridae
Product: gamma-aminobutyric acid receptor subunit rho-1-like
Exons: 10
Coding region: 82-1527 (481 amino acids)
Biological process (GO): regulation of membrane potential; nervous system process; signal transduction
Cellular component (GO): membrane; GABA-A receptor complex; synapse
Molecular function (GO): extracellular ligand-gated monoatomic ion channel activity; neurotransmitter receptor activity; GABA-A receptor activity
Source: RefSeq, a predicted model, not a curated record
AAUGCCUCAGGAACACAGAGUGCUCUCAGCUCUGACGGGACGUCAUUUUUGACUGGUAGGAGUGGUCCUGUCCACAGGGGAAUGUGCACCAUGCAGGUGGAUGCUGUCCUUGUGCUGAUCUGUGUUUGGCUGGUGGGUGCAGCUGGGAAAUCAGCCCAGCCCAGGGGUCACAAGCUGGAGACCUACAAACAAAGCAGGUCCAGAAGAGAUACAUCAAAAAUGGAUGGGGGCGGAGGGCACAAAUCUGGAAGCCCCAUCUUUAAAAGAAGUCCAGACAUGACAAAAUCGCCAAUGACAAAAUCUGAGCAGCUUCUAAGAAUAGACGACCACGAUUUCACCAUGAGGCCAGCAUUUGGAGGUCCUCCAAUUCCAGUGGGGGUAGACGUUCAGGUUGAAAGUCUGGACACGAUCUCUGAGGUGGAUAUGGACUUCACGAUGACGCUAUAUCUGCGUCACUACUGGAAGGAUGAGCGGUUGGCAUUCCCCAGCACCAACAACCAAAGCAUGACCUUCGACAGUCGCCUGGUAAAGAAGAUCUGGGUUCCUGACAUGUUCUUCGUCCACUCCAAGAGAUCUUUUAUCCACGACACCACCACGGACAACGUGAUGCUGAGGGUCUACCCUGAUGGCAACGUGCUCUACAGUCUCAGAGUCACUGUCACCGCCAUGUGCAAUAUGGACCUUAGCCGCUUCCCUCUUGACACACAGACCUGCUCACUGGAGAUUGAGAGCUAUGCAUACACAGAUGACGACUUAAUGCUGUAUUGGAAGAAAGGCAAUGAGUCGCUGAACACUGACGAUAGGAUAUCUCUAUCCCAGUUCCUCAUCCAGAAGUUUCACACCACCACUAAGCUGGCAUUCUACAGCAGUACAGGCUGGUACAACCGCCUGUACAUCCACUUCACCCUGCGGCGCCACAUCUUCUUCUUCCUGUUGCAGACCUACUUCCCUGCCACUUUGAUGGUCAUGCUGUCCUGGGUUUCCUUCUGGAUUGAUCGCAGGGCUGUCCCCGCCAGGGUCCCUUUAGGCAUCACCACGGUGCUGACCAUGUCCACUAUCAUCACUGGGGUCAAUGCCUCAAUGCCCCGAGUGUCCUACAUCAAGGCGGUGGACAUCUACCUUUGGGUCAGUUUUGUCUUUGUCUUCCUGUCUGUGAUAGAAUACGCGGCGGUCAACUACCUCUCCACCGUACAGGAAAGGAAAGAGAGGAAGCUCAGGGAGAGACUGCCCUGCACCUGUGGCAUUGGCAAUCCCGACGAGAUGAUGAUUGACCCCCAGAUUACAGGAUACGGCACCAUGGACGUGAACACGACGGGGAAUUAUGGGAUGCCCGAGAACGGUGGCCGCCAGGAGCGGAUGCUGGCUCAGGUAGCACUCAAUGACCCCCAUCUUGCCGGCCAGGUGAAGCCAUCCAGGGGCUACGUAAACAUCUGGAUAGAUACCCACGCUAUAGACAAGUACUCACGGGUUGUCUUUCCUGGGGCUUAUGUUCUCUUUAAUAUCAUCUACUGGUCCAUCUACUCAUAACAAUGGGGUCAUGAGUCCUUCACCUUGGACAGCAAUGGGGGGAGGGGAGGUGUCGCUAUCUGUCUUUCCUGGACACCGCAAUGCCCAACCGGACUCCAAUAACUUGGUCCAUGAGGAGAGGAUGACAAGAGACAUUGACACUGUCUGUGAUGUUUCUCUGAGGAAGUAAAAAAAAGCAAAAAACAAGAAAACAAAUCUGCUCAUUAGAUGCAAGAGGACCACUGCCUUUGGGACCCAGCCUCUUAAAACUUAUGCGUUUUGAAGAAUAAUCUUUAAUAAUGCUAUCAAGAUGACUGCCUACACGUUGGGUUUUUAGACAUCCCCAUCAGAAUAGUUAUGGUUGUACAAACUAAGACUGAGUUAGAGACACUUCAAUAUUGUUAUUGCCAACUAUUCAGAAAGGCUGAAGACGAACAUGGAAACUUGCAU